AUGGCGUGUCUUACUCCCGGAGUUCUCUCCAACCUUCUCAAUCUCGCCGCCGGUAACUCUGUUUCUUCACCGUCGUUACUUUCCUCACACCGCUCACCACUCCUCCAAGUCAUCGAAAUAGUCCCCUGUCUCUCUGAUGACCAAUGGCGUAGCGAAGCAUUCUUCGUCAAAGUCUCUGACUCUCUCCACGCCGCUUACGUCGCCGUUUCUGCCGGAGACGACGCUGAUCUCAUACGUUCCGAUGAAAUCCAACUAGGGCAGUUUGUUUACAUCCGCGGUGGUCUACACAUUGAGAAAGGUUGCCCUGUUCCUGUAAUCCGUGGGUUGAAACCAGUCCCCAAGCGGAGGCUCUGCGUUGGAAACCCUAGUGAUCUUGUUUCUAGCGACUUGCUGGUUCCUUUCACCCUGGCCUCUGUUUCGCCGACGACGAAAAAGAAGAAUCUUAUUUCGAUGAGGCGGAUGAGUUUGGAUUCCGCGAGAAGAAGUUGUUGGGAUCAGAGUCCUUCGUUGACUCACCACCGUCGUGACUCCGCAUUGCUUCUUUCUUCACCACGUCUCAAACCCAAAUUGGUAUUGCCUGAUAAGAAUCUGCCAAAGAACGAGUCCCCAUCAAAGCACCUUAACUGUGAAACCCCUACUUUAAGAAACAGGAAUGUGGUCAAGCCUAUAUCACCUAUAUCCAUGGCCAUUUCUCCAAAAGAUGGUAUCAAGUCACCUACAAUAAAUCACCUUAACUGCGACACCCCUGCUUUAAGAAAUAGAAAUGUGGUCAAGCCUGCAUCACCUAUAUCCAUGACCAAUUCUCAAAAAGAUGGUAUCAACUCGCUGUCAAAGGCUGUGGCUCUUCCACCAGUUGCGCUUUUUAAGCAUCCUUCAAGUCAGAGGACUUGGUCUGAUCAGAGAAUCUUAUGGAGUGGACUCCCAAAAGCCAUUCAAUUGCUUGGAAAGGAAGUCUCAUCACAUAGGCAAGUAGCAGUUUCGGGAGCAGUAAGCGCAUUGGAGGAAGCAUCUGCAAUGGAGUCUGUUCUACUCAGUUUGCAGGCCUUUGCCGAGCUGUGUGAUUCUUCUAAGAAAUUAUCUGCGGGACAAGUAGUGCGGCGGUUCAUGGAGCUUUACCAUAGUACACAGAAUACAGGCAAAGCCGUCCAUCUGUUGCUUACUCAGAAUCGAAACAACAACUCCUGCAAAGCUAAUAAAAAUGCAGCAUCUUGGGUUCAAGCUGCGGUAGUGACUGGUUUUUCUCAGUUCAACUUAUGUAAAGAGUCUGGAAAGCAAGAGGAUGCUGCUGAUCAUCAUUACAUUGUUAUACAAAACUCAUCUGGAAAGCUGAAUCCCAAGGAGAAAAUAAGUCCAAGAAACACAGAUUACAAGUGCGUGAAACCUCCUGCAACGAAACAUCGUUCUGUUUCUGACCGAAGUAGCUUAGAAGGUAAAAAUAGGUUGAAGGAGUCAGCAAGUCUAGCGGACGAGCUAGUUCGAGUUUCGAGCAAGUGGUUCUUGAAAUACUUGGAGAACUCACUGAACAAAGGGUCUUUCUCGGUGAAGAAGGAAGAAACAAAUGGAAAAGACUGUCUUCUCGUCCACCUUAAAGCAGUAAACCAAUGGCUUGAUGAUAUGAUCAUAAACAGAACAGAAACAAGCGAGAAAGUCGAAGAAUUAAGAAAGAAUCUGCAACGGUUUCUACUUGAGCAUAUUGACUUUGCCAUUAGGGAUACUCGGUAACAAACAUGAUUAGUGUAGGAACCAAGAACUCUUUUGGAUUUUGAUUAUCUGACAAAAACUUACAAUUUGAAAAAACUCUCCUCUAAAGUUUAUGGAAUGAGAAAAAACACAUAUCAUUUGCGCAUUCCUCUAUGA
Messenger RNA from Capsella rubella, 1857 nucleotides. RefSeq lists its product as uncharacterized. The record is from RefSeq and is a predicted model, not a curated record. NCBI's taxonomy places the organism in Eukaryota, Viridiplantae, Streptophyta, Magnoliopsida, Brassicales, Brassicaceae. The transcript is spliced from 4 exons. Bases 1 to 1722 code for a protein of 573 amino acids.